Molecule: messenger RNA, 1362 nt
Organism: Phytomonas sp. Hart1
Lineage: Eukaryota; Euglenozoa; Kinetoplastea; Trypanosomatida; Trypanosomatidae
Source: the annotation of a GenBank genome assembly
AUGCUUACCGAAGAGGAGAAGCGGCUUUACUAUGCGGUCCAAAAGGCUCAGCUCAACCGUAAUACUGCUACCAAAAUCCUCGAGUGGUAUCCUAUCAACGGGAAGCAACUUAUCGCAGGAUCUUUUAUCCGUGUUUUGAUUAAAUUGCCCUUAGAUUAUCAACCAGAGAACUAUGCCAUUGCCUGUGUGAAGGGUACAAUCGAGGGCCAGCGGUAUAGUGGAUUUUCUACCGACUCGAGGCAAGAAACCAAUAUUUAUAUACUGGCAGCCCUACCCCGUACCUUAGCAGAAGUCAAUGGAACUCAAUUUCAACUUAACACUGUUAGCAACAGUCGAAUGAACCCUGAUGAGUUUUCAGUGUGGCUUCAGCUCUCGCGUGAUGAAGGCGCGACGUUACCAUCUAUUACUGAUUUGAAUGUUACUGCUGAACGCUUACGUGCGUGUGAAAUUGCCCACCGGUCUCGCGUUGGUCUUCGACCAAUGCAGAUCCAUGGCAAUACUCAUAUGAAUAUCAACCCGAACCAUCACUCGAUCUUUCUGCAGCAAAAUAAUAACCAUCGCAACGAGCUGACUUCAGAACAUUUGCAGUCCAUACUUAGUAAUGCACAACGUCAAAGCAUGAUACUCCACCAGCAGCAAUACGGCCGGUCCUAUCUGGCGUCUAACGCAGGGACAUCUCUGUCCUUACCGACCACCAGUCAGUCCGUUAACCUGAUGACUGAUCUCUGCUCGCUGAACAGCAUCGCGAUGGGCGGUCACGACGUCGGCGCCCCAAGAAGCCCUGCGCACCGCGGCAGCGUGGUGGCCAGCGGCCACGAAUCUUCCCCACGUGCCCAUGCGGACGGCGGCAUCUGCCAUAAUGGGCUCUCCGGCCAGGCGGAUGCUUCCCAUAUUGCGGACCUCACCUCGUUGGUUCCAUCUAGUCACCUUGCGGCUUCAAUCCAUGCCAUACCCCCUGUUGUCUGCGGGGGCCAAUCGUACUCGCCGCUACAGCUUACUACCUUGCAGACCAAUACUACAUCUCAGGAGGAGAACGAGGACACCGCACUCGAGCGCGCCCUAAGACAGGGUAUUAUGAAUAACCUCCAGCAAACCUGUUCACUCUUUCCAAAGGUUACAAGUCGCUACAAACUCUCCCAGCUGCGGCUAGUCGAGCGCGACAUGAUCGAGUACCUUCAACAAGUACGGGAGGAGAUUUCAAGCAAGCAGGAAAAUUGUGUAGUAUGCAUGGACCACGUGCCAACGGUAAUUUUAUUACCAUGCCGCCAUAAAGUGAUGUGUCGCCUGUGUGCACCAAGCUGCGGGAACUGCCCGGUGUGCCGAUCUAUCAUCAAGGAAAUGUUUGAGACAACUGAGAUAUAA